Drosophila busckii is the source of this 1207-nucleotide messenger RNA. RefSeq names its product RNA polymerase-associated protein RTF1 homolog. The transcript has a single exon. NCBI's taxonomy places the organism in Eukaryota, Metazoa, Arthropoda, Insecta, Diptera, Drosophilidae. The record is from RefSeq and is a predicted model, not a curated record. Gene Ontology annotation, molecular function: DNA binding; RNA polymerase II C-terminal domain phosphoserine binding. Gene Ontology annotation, cellular component: Cdc73/Paf1 complex. The coding region runs from base 94 to 1053 and encodes 319 amino acids.
ACAUAUAAUUGCUUUAACUGAAAGGUACUAUAUGCCCUAAAAAAUUUAGUUGCUGAGCAGUUGGCACUUGAGCUUCUGGAACUGAACUGAGCCAUGGCCGAGAGCAAACCAAAGUCGAAGCGCGCUACGCGACGCUAUCAGCUAAUCGAUUUGCCCAAAUAUGUGCAGCAGCCCUUGAAGCUCCAGCCCUUGAAGCUGCUCCAGCCGCAGCAGCAGCAGCAACAGUCGCAGCAGCCGCUGCGUCGACCCAAGUCCGAAAUUGUGCGCGAGCUGCGACGUUUGCGCUCGACGCCAAUACGUUUGGACGAUGAGGAGCCAGCGGCGACGACGCUGUUGGCGCCAGCAGCAGCAGCAGCAGCAGCGCGUCCGCUGCGCAGCCUGGAGCAGCUGCAGGCGCUGCACCUGACGCGUCAUCGCCUGGAGCAGCUGCUGGGCUCCAGUGCAUUCGAGCAGACGGCGCUCAACUGUUUCGUUCGCCUCAACAUAAAUCCGGGCGAUGUGCCCGCCGAGCAUCGCAUAGCCGAAAUCGUUGGCAUUGUUCACCUGCCCGAGGGCUACUAUGUGGGCAAGCUGCCCACCAAUAUUGCGCUCCAGCUGCGCUACGAGGACGUUGUGCUCCAGCACGAGUUCAAUGUCAUCUCGAACAUGGCCUUUACUCCCGAUGAGUUUGCCUAUUGGCGCGACAAUUGCGUUUGCCAGGCCAUCGAGCUGCCCACCACGGAGCUGCUCGCACGCAAGAAGCUCGAGCUGUAUAAUGCGCUCAAUGGCGAAUUGCGCGCCGCCUCGAUUCUGCUCAAGACCAAUAGCCGCAUACCCACGGCUCUGCCCAUGCGCCCAGUGCCGCGUGUUAGUUUACUCGAGCGUUUUGGCGGCGUCUAUCCCUGGAAAUUACAACGUCCGCCGCCCAUUGUGCAGUCAGAUGAUGCAGCGCCGUCCAGCGAGCCAGCAGCUGCUGCUGCUGCUGCUGCUGCUGAGCUGGAGGCCAUCAAUGAGCAGCUGGAGGCGCAACGCUCAGAGACUGCACUGCCGCCGCCUGCAAAUAGCGCAGAAUGAAGAAGCAGAGCUAGAAUUUUUAGUUUAUUUUCAUUUGCUGGCUAAAUUCUGAAACAUGUCCGUACCCAGUUCCAGUUCCGGUUGCUAUUUUAAUGUAAAUUAAGCGAGCAAAUGCAUUAAAGUUCGAAAUAAUUAUGCGUUAUUUCAAUUUCCA